Messenger RNA from Stylophora pistillata, 944 nucleotides. RefSeq lists its product as uncharacterized. Gene Ontology annotation, molecular function: protein binding. The record is from RefSeq and is a predicted model, not a curated record. NCBI's taxonomy places the organism in Eukaryota, Metazoa, Cnidaria, Anthozoa, Scleractinia, Pocilloporidae.
GACACUCCGCUCACUGCAGCUGUAAAGAAUGGUGACACUGAUAUUGUUGGGUUACUUUUAGAGAACGGAGCUGAUGUCUACAAAGGAGUAGGGGAGGUCACUCCGCUCACUGCAGCUGUAAAGAAUCGUUACACUGACAUUCUUAGGUUACUUUUAAAGAAGGGAGCUGAUGUCGACAAAAGAGUACGGGUGGACACUCUGCUCAUUGCAGCUGUAAAGAAUGGUCACACUGAUGUUGUUAGCUUACUUUUAGAGAACGGAGCUGAUCUCCAAGGAGUAAGGCUCCGCUCACUGCAGCUGUAAAGAAUCGUUACACUGAUAUUCUUAGGUUACUUUUAGAGAACGGAGCUGAUGUCAACAAAGGAGUAUGGGAGGACUCUCCGCUCACUGCAGCUGUAAAGAAUGGUCACACGGAAAUUGUUUGGCUUAUUUUAAAGAACGGACCUGAUGUCAACAAAGGAGUAUGGGAGGACACUCCGCUUACUGUAGCCUUAAAGAAUGGUCACACUGAUGUUGUUAGGUUACUUUUAGAGAAGGGAGCUGAUGUCAACAAAGGAGUAUGGCAGGACACUCUGCUCACUGCAGCUGUAAAGAAUGGUCACACUGAUAUUGUUAGGUUACUUUUAAAGAACGGAGCUGAUGUCAACAAAGGAAUAUGGGAGGACAGUCCGCUCAGUGUUGCUGUAAAGAAUUGUCACACUGAUUGUUUAAGGUUACUUUUAGAGAACGGAGCUGAUGUCAACAAAGGAGUAUGGGACGACAGUCCGCUCAGUGCAGCUGUAAAGAAUGGUCACACUGAUUGUGUAAGGUUACUUUUAGAGAACGGAGCUGAUGUCAACAAAGGAGUAUGGGACGCUCUAGUUACUGCAGCUGUAAAGAAUGGUUACACCGAAAUUGUAAGUUUGUUCAUAGCGAACGGAGGGGAUGUCAGCAAAGGAGUAUGG